CCGACGGAGCAGUCGGCGGACUACGCCUUCCUGCCCUUCGGCGCGGGCAACCGACGCUGCGUCGGCGACCAGUUCGCCAUCCUCGAGGCGACGGUCAUGCUCACGACGCUCAUCCGCGAGUUCGACUUCGAGUUCGCGUUGGACGACCCGUCCACGCUCGCGCCGAAGACGGGGUUGGGGGGGUUGCCGGUGGCCGACGUCGGCAUGCGCACGGGCGCGACCAUCCACACGGAGCACGGCCUCUGGAUGACCGCGAAGCCCCGCGAGCACCCG
Molecule: messenger RNA, 273 nt
Organism: Aureococcus anophagefferens
Lineage: Eukaryota; Pelagophyceae; Pelagomonadales; Pelagomonadaceae
Exons: 1
Molecular function (GO): heme binding; iron ion binding; monooxygenase activity
Source: RefSeq, a predicted model, not a curated record